Molecule: messenger RNA, 3577 nt
Organism: Heterobasidion irregulare TC 32-1
Lineage: Eukaryota; Fungi; Basidiomycota; Agaricomycetes; Russulales; Bondarzewiaceae
Exons: 6
Coding region: 1-3405 (1134 amino acids)
Source: RefSeq, a predicted model, not a curated record
AUGAACAGGAAUCCCUUUGCUCAGCCGUCUUACACCCCUCAGCAACCCCCUUUACCCCCUGGUCCACCUCCGCCCCAGCCCACGCAACCCGACUACUCUGCAUACUGGGCGGCGGCUGCGGCAGCUCAACACCCGACGCAGCCUGCGUACUCCACACAAUGGCCUGGUGUCGCCGCGGCCGCAGCGCCCACUGUUACGCCCGCCCGGCCAACCGCCGAACAGACAGCGCUCUACGCCAACUACGGCUAUGGUGGCCAGCAAGGCUUUCAGUGGCAGGCCCAGCAGCAUCAGCAACAACGUGCGCCUCAGCCUGCCUACCAACCACCGCCACCGCCACCACCUCAGUACAAUCCAUAUCAACCGCAGGCUGCUGCAGGGUAUGUCCAGCCAUAUAUCCCGCAGGGCGCUCCUUCGGCUCCACCCCCGCCCCCAAUUAUGCAACAAUAUGGACCGCCUAUGCCACAACAACCGCCUCAUAUGCCGCAACAGCAGCAGCAGCAGCCACAACAACAACAACGGCAGUACUAUCCUCAAACACAAAGGCAGAACCAGGGCUAUCGACAGAACAAUCCACAGCAUGGCAUGCAACAUACGCCUCCCAAUCAUCUUCCCCCGGCCAAGCGUCCGCGGCACGACGGACCUGGUGGAUAUCAUGCCAGAGGCUCUCAACCACAGAUACAAAUUCCGCCUCCACAGCCUCAGUUUAACCCGCCUCCACAGCCCUCAGGUCCAAUGCCCGGACAGAUGAUGCAACAGAGUCCAAUGGGUGGUGGCGGAUAUGGCGGCCGCGGCGGAGGGCAAGGUGGAUCGAUGGGGAGAGGAGGAGGUCAAGGAAGUCAAGGGAGUAGAGGAGGAGGAAGGGGCAGGGGUACGCCCAUGGGGAAUAACAGAGGUGGCGCAGGGAGAGGGAGAGGUGGUAGCAUCUACAACAGCGGUAGAGGAGGAAGCCAGAGUGGGGCUCCGCUCCGAAAUCAUGGUUCGCGAGGGAACUUUGGGGGAGGGAACAAUCGCGAUAGUCCCAACCGGCGAGGUGGGUCGUUUGUGAGCGGCGGUGGAUCGGCCAGCGGCGGCCACCAUCAUCAGCAAGGCAUGAAUCCAUCAUACCGCGGACGCGGACAGGGCCAUCCGCACACACACACCUAUGGGCGUGGUGGUAGGCAUGAUAGUAGCAGUUCCGUGUUCUCUUCUCGCGAUGGGGGCAUGGUGUCGUCGAGCUUCGUAAGCAGCAUGGGCAGCAGCAGUGGUAAGAAGGACGAGAAUCGUCGCACGUUAACGGAUUUCAAAAUCGUAGGUCUCGAGAUCCGCGACCUGUCUUGGAGCUGGGGUGUCACGCCGUCGUUGAAGGCCGAAUCCAUCGACGAUGUCCCGAGUGCAGCGUCUUUGGGCACAGAGCAGGAUUCAUCUGCUCAGAUCAAAGAAGAGACCAUCGAGUCGUCUGUGGCUUCUGACAUCUCUUCAUCGCCCCUCAAGGGGGACAUCAUAGAGUCCGUCGCUGAUAAGAUCGAGGAUGCUACUGUCACAGAUGGUGUUCUUUCUGCUCCUACUGCGGUUGUUUCGUCCGAGCCCAAGCUGCUCACGGACAUGCCAGCGCCAGGCGCCAUUCCUCCGCCGCCCUCGCGUAUCCGCAUAUACUUCCAUACGCCCGUCACGUCUGACGAUUCGCACCUUCACAGUGCAAGCGCGCUCACGUUCUCUGGUGUCAAUGCACCUGGCGAGGCGCGCAAAGGCAAGCGCAAGAAGCUUGAGGACGACGAUGGGGACCUCGAGGAAGGGCGCGCGCCUCCGCCGCCUCCUGGGGACCGUGCAAUGAGCAUCGAUGGAAUUGACAUCGCAAGCGUAGCGGCUAGCGCCGAGACUGCGAGCGAGGGCGAUUGGCUUAUGGCGGCCAUUGGUGAAGCCGAGGGCGAAGGGGAAGGGGAAAGUGACGCUGACCUCCACGUGAGCGAGAUCGGUGCGCGUGUGGAUGAGGCCGAGGGUCCGUAUGAGCCAGAGACUGAAGAAUAUGGUAAGUCUUGCAAUCUUGAGGGCGAAGGUCAUGAUAUGUCUUUGAUGGAGGACUCUUCAGAUUUCGUAUAUGACCAGAGCAUGGGCGAUAUACACAUCGCAGAGCCCUCUAAGAAGGACGAUGCCCAGGGCCCUGCUGGACCAAAUGAUUCAAGGGGCGACUCAGAGUCCGUGGUCAAUGGUGUUGAUAGGAAUGGGGUACUUCCUCACCCCGAACAGCAGGAAGAUGCCCCACCUGUUGACAUUGCUCUUGACGCUUCGGCCGCUCAUGAUGAAGAGCACCUGCUGAUCACCCUCAUAGCACUGAUCUGCAGGUGCCUAAUGCACACGAACGAACCACCACGCCGUCCUUCACACCGCCUCUACCCGCAGGCGACCGUGGAGACGCAGCCUGAUGAUCCAUCAUUCUCCGAGACGAACACCCUUGUUUCCGGCGGCUCUAUGGUAUCUACAUAUGGAGAACUGAACCAACUACCCAUGAAAGCCGAGACGAUCACUGGUGUGCGAACGCCAUCGGCCAACCGCUUGUCAAUCUCAUACGCUGCGGGCAUGAAGAGACUUGUCAUCAAUGCCGAAAUUGUGGACAAGCUGAAAGUCUUCAGAAGCGAAGGUCGCAUCGAGGUCUUCGUGAACGUGGACAAGGAUGAAGGGUCCGAACUGAAGGGUAUUCUGGUCGAGGCUCUAUCCGAGUCCGCGAAGUCUUACGUGCCUCUCGAGGCGCUUUCAUCACUGGCAGAAGUUGAUCCCACCAUUCCGCCCCUAUCAAAAGUUGCCUUUCCCUCAAAAUUGACGCUCCUUGUACAUCUGAACACGGAGCGCCCGCUCUCCGAGCCUAAAUGGGUGAAGACAGGUGACGUUCAAGAGUGGCUGAAGUCCGAAUUCGGCCGAAUGUUUUGGGUAGCGGGCGACGCCGCCGAAGGAUGGGAAAAGAAGAUUGAAGUUGUAGAUCCAGCUCCGCCCACGAUAUGGACAACGCUUGAGUGCUGGUCGGUUGACUCUUCAGCCGGACUUCUGACCGAACGGCAGCGUUUCCUUCGCACGCAUAUGGCUGAGACGGACAACAUCCUGGAGAUUCUUCUUCGCUUGGUGCGAGGUGAAAGGGCCACGCCAUUCUCGCAAUCCUCUCCCGCAAUUUCCACUAGCAUCUCGGGACCUCUGCUUUCUGCGCUUUCCGAAGGAUCAGCUCAUGGCUCGCAGCAAACUCACGUCUCCCUUGCCGUCUUGGCGAUCUUCCGUAUGGCGACAGAGUAUGCUAAGAAGGCGAUCGGCGAAGAAAAGGGCAAAACUGAGGUGGAGGAGCGCGUUGGAGAAAUCAUCCGGUGCGUGCCGAAGCACCUGCUCUAUAAGAGCUUGGACGGCAUCUUCAAAGAGUGGAAGGUUGAAAAGAAGGGGGGCAGAUGAGCGAGACUCGUCGAAACUACAGUUCUUCCUCUUCCAGCCCGGUAUUCAUUUUUUUUUCUCAUGAUGCAUAUUCCUUGCUAGCUUCUACAUCUUGUGAUCAGUAUUACUUUUUCCCCUGCCAGCCCGCGAUGCGGAGCACCAUCGGCCCGUAACUUGGCUGUGCAUCACCGAU